AUGUCGUUUAGCGCCGACGAGAACCAGGGAGCCACGGCCACACCGGCCGAGGAAAUCCCCGUACAUAAACCCCCAAAAGCUGUCGCUAACGGGGGCGCGAACGAUGCAGUCCCCGCCGACCUCCUGAUGGCACUAAUCUGUCUGCCGACCGAACUGCAGCAGCUGCAGGAACAUGCUAUCAUGACGAUGGCGUUGCACCAGUCACCGCCGAACCGGACGGGUGCGGCGCCGACAGCGAUCCUGGACCGAGCCCUAAUGCGCUAUUGCAUAAGCCAACAGUUUAGAGAGCGUCUAGAGGAGCAAGCUUGGUACGGCCGCUUCCAGGAUGAAACCCAGGGCCGGAACCGCUGCGAGCACUUGGCUACCCGCCUGCAAGACCUGGCGAAUAUGGUGGCCGUGCCUAUUCCCGAGAACAUCAUCCGCCUACGGCUGAUCAACGGAUCCCGGCCAGAGCUGAAGGCCAAAUGGCUACAGGAGCGAGAACCCCCGAAGAGCCUCGCCGACACGAUCGAUCCGUUCUGUCAACUGGAGAGAGGCAUCAGCCUUGCGAAAGAGCCCCAAACGGACCCGCACGCCAUGGAACUGUCGGCGAUUGAUAACCAUCAGUGCCCCGGAUGGAGAAUCCCUCCUGUUAGGAUGUAA
This is a messenger RNA of Penicillium canariense, 642 nucleotides long. RefSeq lists its product as uncharacterized. Lineage: Eukaryota; Fungi; Ascomycota; Eurotiomycetes; Eurotiales; Aspergillaceae. The transcript has 2 exons. Bases 1 to 642 code for a protein of 213 amino acids. The record is from RefSeq and is a predicted model, not a curated record.